CGCUGUGCUAGCGCUCUUUUCAAAGGUCGGUGUGACCAUAGAUAUAUAUGGGUGUGACCACCGUACAGGCUGCAAGUAACCUUUUAAACCGCACAAAAAAUGAUGUCCCUGCCCGCUCGUUUGGGGGCUUUGUCCCCUUACCUGCAGGCUUGUGGUCCGCUGAAAGCAUUGCUUCCCAGAGCAGUGAACACAGAAGUGCUGAUGAAGCCUGCUGUGUGCGGUCAUUUUGGAGCACGUCUCGCUCACACCGACAUCAAAAUCCCUGACUUCUCUGACUAUCGGCGUAUUGAAGUGUUGGAUGCUGAAAAGUCCUCUCAGGAGAGCAGCAAUGCUAGACGGACCUUCUCUUACCUGGUGACCGGAUCCACUGCUGUGGUGGGUGUCUACGCUGCAAAAACAGUCGUGACCCAAUUCGUGUCCUCGAUGAGUGCCUCUGCUGACGUCCUGGCCCUGUCCAAAAUCGAGAUCAAGUUGUCUGACAUCCCAGAGGGGAAAAACAUGACGUUCAAGUGGAGAGGCAAGCCUCUGUUUGUUCGUCACAGAACAGAGAAGGAGAUCGCAGCUGAGCAGAACGUCGAUCUGUCAGAGCUCCGGGACCCCCAGCAUGACAGAGACCGAGUCACCAACCCCACCUGGGUCAUCGUCAUUGGUGUCUGCACUCAUCUCGGCUGUGUCCCAAUUGCAAAUGCCGGUGAAUACGGCGGGUACUACUGCCCCUGCCACGGGUCACAUUACGAUGCUUCAGGAAGGAUCAGGAAAGGACCCGCACCUCUCAACUUGGAGGUGCCUUAUUAUGAGUUUCCUGAUGAGGAUACUGUAAUUGUUGGAUAAACAAUGGACAUUUUCUCUGUAUGCUUUUAAUGUCUGGCCAAAUCGAAAUAUUGAUAAAUAUAUAUUUUAAAGCAACCAACAUCUAUUUUUGAGGCUUCUGAUUGGGCAAGCAAAUCUUGGAUACAAAUUAACACAAACAGUCCUAUCAGACCAAAAAAAAAAGAAUUUUAAUUAAAUAUUUUUUAAAAGGCAUUGAUUCAACGAUAUCAUUCACAUAUGUUCUAUAAUGCACAAUCUGUUCACAAAGUGUUCUGAAAAUAUGGCACAUUAAGUCAG
Messenger RNA from Cyprinus carpio (common carp), 1107 nucleotides. Its product is annotated as cytochrome b-c1 complex subunit Rieske, mitochondrial-like. Gene Ontology annotation, cellular component: membrane. Gene Ontology annotation, biological process: mitochondrial electron transport, ubiquinol to cytochrome c. The record is from RefSeq and is a predicted model, not a curated record. Gene Ontology annotation, molecular function: quinol-cytochrome-c reductase activity; 2 iron, 2 sulfur cluster binding. NCBI's taxonomy places the organism in Eukaryota, Metazoa, Chordata, Actinopteri, Cypriniformes, Cyprinidae.